Messenger RNA from Aspergillus calidoustus, 1236 nucleotides. Lineage: Eukaryota; Fungi; Ascomycota; Eurotiomycetes; Eurotiales; Aspergillaceae. The record is from the annotation of a GenBank genome assembly.
CAGCGGAGUUAAGUCUGCAAUAAUGUCCUUCAACCCGAAACUCCCUACAGUCCGCGAAAUAUAUAACGCCAGCCAGCACCGCACUGCUCUCAUGGUGUCUAUCAAACACAACAUUCCUCAGUGACACUUUAUCGAGCACAGAUUCCCGUCUAAUAUACUUUGCCCGUCAACUCGCAGAAAUGGCUGUCCCCACCAGAGCCCUCGGCCGCAAUGGCCCCCAAGUCUCAUCCAUCGGCCUCGGCCUCAUGAGCAUCGGAGGCGUCUACGGCGCAGCACCCAGCGACGAAGAGCGUUUGGCCCUCCUGGACCACGCCCAUGCAAUUGGACAAUGGUUUUGGGACACCGCCGACAUCUACUUUGACAGCGAAGACAUCAUCGGCAAGUGGCGUGCAAAGAACCCUGACAAGGCGAAAGACAUUUUCCUGGCGACCAAGUUCGGCAUCCAGAUGUUUGAUGGUGGGAUGAGACAGGUUCUUGAUAGUAGCCCCGAAUAUGCUAGGUCCGCGCUGGAGAAGAGUUUGAAGAGACUCCAGACCGAGACGAUUGAUCUCUACUACGCUCAUCGCGUUGAUGGCAAGACCCCGAUCGAGACCACCAUGCAAGCAUUGGUGCAAUUCAAAGAAGAGGGAAAGAUUCGUUACAUCGGUCUCAGUGAAGUGUCCGCCGCCACGCUUCGCCGUGCCCAUGCCAUCCACCCAAUCUCCGCCGUCCAGCUGGAGUACAGUCCGUUUGCCCUAGAUAUCGAGCAUCCCCAAAUCGCCCUCCUUGAAACCUGCCGUGAGCUCGGUGUAGCUGUCGUGGCAUACAGCCCGGUUGGUCGUGGCCUCCUGACUGGCAGGUAUGCGACUCGCGAAGCGGUCACCAAGGACAUGUUCCUCAAUGCUCUCCCUCGGUUCUCUGAAGAGAACUUCCCUGCAAUCCAAAGACUUAACGAGGUCAUCAAGGGCGUGGCGACAGAGAAGAACAUUACCCCGGCCCAGACUGCUCUUGCUUGGCUUACUGCGCGUGAGCCCUUUGUCAUCCCGAUUCCUGGAACGAGAUCCAUCAAGUACCUCGAGGAGAACACUGCUGCGGCAAAGAUCCAGCUCACGACAGAUGAAAACCAGAUCAUUACCGAAGCUGCCAAUGCCACCAAGCUGGUUGGCGGUAGAUAUCCCACUAGAUUCUUCCCAGAGAAUUAUGAGUUUGGUGACACACCUGCGCUUUGAUCAUGAUAGGGACACGCUCACGACAUGG